Molecule: messenger RNA, 824 nt
Organism: Megalopta genalis
Lineage: Eukaryota; Metazoa; Arthropoda; Insecta; Hymenoptera; Halictidae
Source: RefSeq, a predicted model, not a curated record
AUGGUUGAUGUCAACUCUACGUUCGGCUUUGAAGUUUUUCAGUCGUUAUACGACAGCCAGGUAUCGAAAAAAGAGGAUGUCCUAAUUUUAUUCGUUCAUUGGUAUUUUAUAAAAAAUUCGUUCAGGUGUAUCGGCUUAGGCGAUUCAAAUUUGUAUUUAUUUUCGUAUGACAAAUCCCGUAAACUGUACAAAGAAUCUUAUUAUGCUUUACGUUACGUAAAGGAUAAAAAGUUAUAUAUACUGCAUGGCAUAAAGUCUGAUGAAGAUUUACUUCUAAAUCUAUUGAGAACCGGAGACCAAAGAGUAUCCAAUAUUCAAUUUGAAAUUAAUCAAACUGUAACAGAUCUUCGUGGACCAUUGGAAUCUCUAAUACCUUCAUACCAAACUGUUAUACAAGUUAUUCAAACCGAUCUGCUGAAUCCAAUAAUGUCUGAUAAUGCUGCAAAUACAACAGCUAAUACUUCUACUCAAACAUCAACAGAGAGCAGAGAUAGUAAUAUAGUGAUUCCAUUAAGGCAAGGACUGCCAAUACGAGCACGACCAGGCGCUCCGCAUGCAGGAAAUAUAGGUGAAAGAGACCUAAAUCCUCUAGCUCGUGAAGGCGGUGGUAUGAUCUUCGAUCCAUUUCCUUUACGCGACGGUUUAGCGGGCAGACCAGGCUUAGGAGUUCCAGGAAGGCUACCACCGGGCGCGGUUCCACCUUACGCUAGAUUUGAUCCCUUUGGACCUCCACGUUUUCGCGAUCCAGAUGCUGAGUAUUUACGAAGGGAAGGAGAAAGAUAUUUCUCUUCUAAGAAGUUAAACAAAUAAGAAGCAAUGUUGUG